Didymodactylos carnosus is the source of this 826-nucleotide messenger RNA. Lineage: Eukaryota; Metazoa; Rotifera; Eurotatoria; Philodinida; Philodinidae. The record is from the annotation of a GenBank genome assembly.
AUGGCACAGCCACUUGCCGUCGAUAUCGACAAGAUCAAAUCGAUCAUUCAAUCGAAUAACUCCAUCAAAAAAUCCACUCAGACUUGUGUGAGACAAUUUCUCGACCUUCAAGCACGUUUUCUCGAAGAAGUAGACACCGUAUACCAUCGUUUGGAUACAGUUGAACAUGUAGCUGACAUUUUUCCCGACGAAGAAAAGAAAAGUAUCUUGAACGAAUUUGGACCGCUUGAACAAGUUCAACUGGCUGUUUGUGGCUACAAUUCGUCAGGCAAAACAUCAUUUAUUCAUGAACUUCUCGGCUAUGGCGACUUCUUGCCAGCGGGUGAGGGUGCCGUGACAGCGCGCAUCGUCAAAUUCUCCUAUGCACCACCGGAAGACGCUUGUCUCAUCAAAUAUAGCACGGUGGUCGAUUACACGAAGGUUGAAGAUCAAGUUGAUUUGUCGAAUUGUUUCAAGGACAAUAAGACGGCCAAAACGCGUACUAAGACUCUCAGAACAAUCAUCAAGAAACAUUUGGGACGACCAGAAGGUUUUGAUGGAAACUCUGAUGAAUUCGUCCAUUGGGCAAAGAGUCUCAUCGAAAUUCGUAUUCCUUCGCCAACUCUCGAGCUGGGUUUGCAUGUCUAUGACACGCCAGGCUUUCUCAGUUCGGAUGCACCUGUUCUACGUGAAAAUUUGCUUGCAUUGGUGGCCAGCGUUCGUCCGACUUUAGUUUUUCUCUACGACAAUGCAACGGUGUCUGAUGAUUCACGUAAAUGUUACGAACAAUUGAAAGUUGCUCUGCAUAGCCAACUUUUGGGCGUCGACAUUUUCUUUCUCAAUAUGA